AAGAGCGACACACAGUUGGUGAGGGAGUCCAGAGAAAGGAGAGGAAAGACUGAGUCGACGUCUGAGAGCUUUGAGUUGAGGAUGGACAUGAGACAGAGGAGACAACGCACCAAAAAGACAAAAUAUCUGGAAAAAAUCAUCAGCUUUUAAUUAUCUUUUGACAAAUUGAGGAUUAUUUUAUUUCUCACAAGAGUGUGGACAUAAACCAGUUGUUUUCCAGCUGUUUUUCUUUUUCAUUUUUAACUGUCAGAGAGGACUAUUUUCUAAAUCUGCCAUCCAUAAACUGCAAAUACAACCGUAUUUUCUACCUCAGCCUCAGGAUUAUGGUGACGUGUGCUCUGCCUGAGGAUCUGAAGGAGGAUCAUCAUCAUGCUGAAAUGUAAAGUUCACAGUUACCUCUGCUGCCUGUGGUUCACCUCACUGCUGCUGCUCCAGAAUCGGAGCACGGCAGCGCCCACAGAAGACCAGUCCUUCCCAUGUAGCAUCUCUGUGUCUGCACCAGAGUCCGGUCUGGACUACAUAUCAUUGACAGUGACCUCACCGGGACAGGACUGCUCAUUUAUCGUAUCAUCUCCUGAUGCUGGAGUAGAGGGCGUUGAGUGUAGGAGAAGAAGGAGAGGAGACAAGGAGUUGGAGACUAAUGAGAUAGGAGAAAAGGAGCGAAGGGUGGAGGAAGAAGGGGAAGAUGAGAUAAAAGAGAACUCACUGGGAACCAACCAGCUGGGAGGUGAGGAUGGAGGGAAAAAAGAUGGAGGAGGAGUUUUCACCUGCUUGUUGGAUCACCUGGUGCCUGGGACCGCCUACCAGCUUCAGAUCCAAUCACAGAGCGAUGAGCAGAUGACCAACGUCACCCUACACACCAAGCCGUCAGCGGUGAGUGGGCUGGCAGUGAGCUCCAGGACCUCCAGGAGCCUGGGCCUCACCUGGCGGGCCGGCCCCGGAAGGACACAGCGCUUCAGGAUGCAGCUAUGGGAGCAUCUUAGUAGCCAAGGCCAGUCAGGUCUUUUAAGGAAUGAGACAGUGGAGAGCACAGCAACACAACUCACACUCCAAAACCUUACCCCAGGAAGGCUGUACAACAUUACCAUGGUGACGGAGGCUGGCGGACUGCAAAACAGCAGGACGAUUGAGGCUCAAACAGUUCCCUCUGCAGUUUCCCACAUGACCAGUGAUGACAACGUCAGCAUGAGUGAUCAGUUGCAUUUCUCCUGGCAACAGCCUGAGGGUGACUUGGAUGCACUCGUUGUAACUAUCUCUUUGAAUGGCACCAAACUGUGGGAGAUGACCCUUCCUCCAGAUGCAACACAGGUCACCAGUGAUCACCUGACUCCUGGGUCGGCCUAUCAGGUGGUGGUAAUAUCAAAGAGUGGAGGGCUGACAAACCAAUCAGAAAUUACUGUUAGGACAGUACCAGCUGCGGUGUCCGACCUUACCUUGUCUCAGUCCUCCUCUGGUGGUCUCAUGCUAUCUUGGUCACCCCCUGCUGGCUUCUGGGAGACCUACAGGGUGUUUCUGUUCGAUGGAUCCCAGCAGUUAGUGAAUGCCACUGUCAGCCAGGAAGUGCUCAACUUCAGCUUCCCAGGGAUAGGUCUAAUUCCUGGAAAGUUGUACCAAGCUGUGCUGAGGGUGGAGAGUGGAGGACUGACGGCUGAUAGUAUCUGUGAAGGAUCAACAGCUCCUGCUCCAGUGUUGGACCUCCACAUUCGCCAUGCAGACGAGACCUCAAUCAGUGCCAUGUGGAGCCAUGCUCCCAUUGGGUCACGUGACAGCUACUUCCUGACCCUUCGCCAUGGUAAUGAAACUGUGAAUACCAGGGAGGUGGAGCCUAACAUGAGGGAAUGCACCUUCAAUGUGCUCACACCUGGGAGACAUUACACUAUCACUGUGACAACCAGGAGCGGGAAACUGAACACUUCUGUGUCUGUAGAGGGGAAGACAGUUCCUAUGGCACUGACAACCCUCAGUCUGAGUAGCUCAGGGGUUGACAGCCUCCGAGCAUCAUGGGAAAAACCACCAGGAGAUGUAGAGUCAUUCACACUCACUCUACUUCAGGAUAGUGUUGUAGUUCAGAACCACAGCGUGCCAGCGGGUUCAUCCUCUCUCAUGCUCACUGAUCUGACACCUGGGGCCCUCUACAGGCUGCAGGCCACUGCUGUCAGUGGAGGAGUCCAGUCCAAAACAACUAGUCUGGAGGCACGAACUGUCCCGGCAUCCGUUUCCAGGGUAACUGCUUCCAAUGGCGGCAGGUCAGAUGCUCUGCAGGUGUCAUGGCGUCCUGCGGUGGGUGUGGUGGACAGCUACCUGGUCCACCUUCAGGACGGCAGUCGGAUGGUCCACACCCUGGCCGUGUCUCACUCCUCCCCACCGGAAUGCUCCUUUAGCUCGCUGUUUGCCGGGCGCCUGUAUUCUGUUGUCAUAGUGACAAGGAGCGGCAGCCUGGAAAACGCCACCACUGUACAGGCUCGAACGCAACCUGCAACUGUACAAAACCCCACAGCUGUUCACUCAGCAAGGGAUGACUUCCUCAAGGUUUACUGGCGUCAUGCAGCUGGAGACCUGGACCGCUAUGUGGUUCUGAUCCGUUACAACCACAGUGUGCUUCAGAACAAGAGCGUCUCUGCUGGACACAAUGAGUGCGUCUUCUCAUCUUUGACACCAGGCAGACUCUACACUAUCACCGUGGAAACUUGGAGCGGUGGCUAUGUCAGCAGCGUCUCCACCGAUGGACGCACCUUUCCAGCUGCUGUGGGGAAUCUGUCGCUAGGAGAUGCUGGUACAGGUGAUCUGACCAUCACCUGGAGCUCCGCCCCUGGAGAUGUUGACCACUAUGAGGUCACUUUGCUCUUCAAUGACACUCGAGUUUUCCCUCCGGUCACGUUGGGCAGUGAGGUGCGACAUCACCGUCUGACCUCCCUGACCCCUGGACGCCUUUAUAAGAUCGUGGUGUCGACUUUCAGCGGGCCAUACCAAAGGCCACAGUUUAUUGAAGGGCGGACAGUUCCCAGUGCAGUGGGGAACCUCCGUCUGGACCCUCGGCCCGGACUGAUGGACUCUCUGGGUGGGCUGGGGGUCUCUUGGACUCCUGGAGAUGGAGACUUGGACAUGUACAUUGUCUCCUUGUCUAAUACGGACGGCGUUGUGAUUGAGACUCGUCCUGUCCCCAAACACAUCUCUUCACUUGAGUUCAUGGAUCUGAUCCCAGGUCAGACCUACACCAUGAAUGUCCAGUCACUGAGCGGGAAGCUGACCAAUAGCAACACAGCCAGUGGCAGGACAGCUCCAGCCAGAGUGACGGCCCUGCAGGCUGAUAAUGACCACACCACCCACAGCCUCACUGUCACCUGGGAGAGGCCGGUGGGGGUGUUUGACGGCUAUAGUCUGCAGCUGCAGGAUGAGGCUGGUGCCAUUAUGAUGAAUCGGUCUGUAGUUUCAGAGAGCCGUAGUGAGCGACUGGAAGGUCUGACAGCUGGGAAGUGGUACCGUGUGCAAGUUGUCACGCUGAGCGGUGGCGUCGCAUCACAGGAGGCAACAGCAGAAGGACAAACACGUCCUGCUGCUGUCAGCAACCUGACAGUCACUUCAACCAACACUUCCUCGCUCUCCUUCUCUUGGCGUCCCUCUGUUGGCCAUGUUGACAUCUAUGACCUGUCGCUUUACAGCGUUGUCGAGGCAACAGCCAACCACAAACAGGAUGCUGCAGAGACCAGGAAGGAUCAUCACCAGGCUGUGGGUGAACUGGUGGACCUGCAGAAAGUCGGCCCGACUGCAGACAGCUGUGUGUUCUCUGGUCUGCGAGCAGGAAGUCUGUACCGACUGCAGGUGGUUAGCUGGAGCAGAGGAAUGAGCAGUGACUCCUCAGUGAUGGCCAGAACAGUCCCAUCUCCGGUCUCAUCACUUCAGGUUCAGAGUUCAGGACGGACAGACAGACUGACGGUCAGCUGGCAGCACGGGGAGGGAGGGUGGAGUAGUUACCAGGUGGUUCUAUAUGAUGCGUCUGGGACUCCGUUGGGAUCUCAGACCCUGGGGGCGGAGCACACAAGUCACACGUUCCCUGGGCUGACUCCUGGUAGGCUGUACCGCACUGAGGUCAUCAGUCAUAGUGGUGAACAGACCAACAGAGCUGUUGUGCUGGGACGCACCACACCAGACCCUCCUACACACCUUUCAGUCAAACAAGGCCCGACCAAUGACACCAUCGAGCUGUCAUGGUCUGGCCCCGCCUCUGGAGACUAUGACAACUUCAGUCUGCAGUGGACCCCUACAAACCUCCUGUCAGUCACACAGACCCACUUGACUGGGUGUAUUGUGGGCGGGAUGUUUCCGGGGCGACUGUACAACUUCACCGUGAUGACCGUUAGUGGGGGCGGAGCUAAGGGCGAACCCACUGCCAGGAGCCAGCCAAUCCAGAGGAGUGUCAGGACAAGUCCAUCUCCAUUGAAGUCCAUUCACUGCUUCCCUCUCUCCUCCUCCUCUCUCUCUUGCUCCUGGUUGCCUCCUGUCUCCGACUUUGACUCCUAUGAGGUCGAGUGUCGGCGCCACGAUGACGGGGAGUUGACCUCGGCUUUGCGGCUGGCAGGGGGCGUGACCACGGUUAUGCUGGACCACCUGGAGGCGUACAGGAAAUAUUCUGUGACAGUCAGAGUGUCAUCAGCCGGUCAGACGAGUCCACCAGCAACACACACCACUGUUACCAUGAUUGACAGGCCGCCGGUGCCGCCUCCUAGUGUUCGCGUCAGUGAAAGGUCAUCGAAGGUCACCUCAUCCUCCAUCUUGUUCCGUUUCAACUGCUCCUGGUUCAGUGAUGCCAACGGUGCCGUACGAUACUUCACCGUCAUUGUGGCUGAAUCUGGUGCCAAUGAGAUCCUUCAACCAGAACAGCGCCAUCCAAUGCCCUCCUACCGUGAUUACAUCAACAACUCCUCUGUCAGAGCCUAUCAGACCGCCUACUUCCCCAGCCGCUGUCCUCAGGACUCAGAGUCCCCUGCUGGACAGGUGGUUGAGGUUAACCUGGGGGCAGGAGGGGACCGGUUGGGCGGAGCCUGUGAUCAUUACCAUGAUGAUGACCUCUACAUGAGGGACAGCUAUGGCACCUUCUGUGACGGGCCGCUGAAAGCCAAAACCUCUUACAGGCUGAGCAUUCGUGCUUUCACCAGACUGUUUGAUGAAAAUCACAAAGAGUUUCCUCAGCCACUGUUCACCGACACCUACCUGUCCACGCCGCUCAGGACGCAUGCUGAGCCUCUGGGUGGAGUUGUGGAGGGUUUGAGUGCUGGGAUGUUCCUGAUUGGGCUGAUGGUGGCCGUCAUCUCCCUGAUGGUCUACAGACAGAGGCUACGCAAAGUGGCUGUGCAGGAGAACCCGGUGGUGAGGAUGAGUAUGUGGAAGGAGGUGCCAGCUUCAGGGAUAUAUAUGGGUGUCAGGAGUAACCGUCGGGUCACAAGUCCUAUCAAAGCCUGCCACUUUGAGUCUCACCUGAACAAGCUACAGGCCGACUCCAACUACCUGCUGUCAGAGGAGUUUGAGGACCUGAAGGACGUGGGCCGUAACCAGACGAUGGACCUCGCCCGACUGCCGGAGAACAGAGGGAAGAACCGCUACAACAACAUCCUGCCAUAUGAUUCCACCAGAGUGAAACUGUCAUAUUUAGAAGACGACCCCUGCUCCGACUACAUUAACGCCAGCUACAUACCUGGUAACAACUAUCGUAGGGAGUACAUCGCCACCCAGGGCCCACUGCCUGGCACAAAGGACGACUUCUGGAGGAUGGUGUGGGAACAUGGCGUUUACAACAUUGUCAUGGUGACACAGUGUGUAGAGAAGGGACGGGUGAAGUGUGAUCAGUACUGGCCUGCAGACCGAGAGCCUCUGUACUACGGAGACCUGGUCAUUCAGAUGGUGUCAGAGUCCGUCCUGCCGGAGUGGACCAUCAGAGAGUUCAGGGUGACCUCGGAGAGCAGCUGCAGUUACCCUCGGGUGCUGCGUCAUUUUCAUUACACCGUUUGGCCCGAUCAUGGAGUCCCAGAGAGCACCCAGUCCCUGAUCCAGUUUGUCAGGACAGUACGGGAUUACGUGGACAGAUCACCGAGUACCGGUGCCACUGUCGUGCACUGCAGUGCUGGUGUCGGCCGUACCGGGACAUUCAUUGCCUUGGAUCGGGUUCUGCAGCAGUUGGAUUCUAAAGGAACCAUCGACCUGUACGGCUGUGUGUUUGACCUCCGGCUACACCGCCAGCACAUGGUCCAGACCGAGUGCCAGUACGCCUUCAUGCACCAGUGUGUCAGAGACGUCCUGAGAGCCCGAAAGCAUCGCAGUGAACAGGAGAACCCUCUGUACCCCAUCUAUGAAAACUUCAACCCCGAGUACUGCCGCGAUUUCAUUUACAAUGGACGCUGAACAGAAGAAAACAUCAGCCCGACAAGAAAAGAGAAGAAACUCUGCUCUGUUUGCAGAAAAUAAGGCACAUAUUAGAAAGAACUGGCAGAGGCAAAUAUGUAAUUCAUAUGGGAUCAAUGGUAAAUUAAUAUAAUACUUUGAUCUGGUAAUAAUUUCACCAUUGAAACAGAUUUCUCUUAAGUCUUUCAGUCAGAUUUUACAUCACAUUACUGGUGUUUGAGUUAUUUCUAGACAGCAAAAGUACAUUAAAUAUCAGUCAGCAUCUGGGAGUAACCACAUGAAUAGUUAAAGUCCUAUUUAGCAUUUAUCAGCAGACAAGUGUUUAUUUGUUCAUAUAUACUUUAUCAAACUAUAGCUGAAAUAAUAUAAACUAUACCUUAAUAGGAGAAAAGAAUAACAAAUACUGUACAUUGAUGAAUAUUUGGCAUCCUUGUAUCAACCAUGUUAUAGCAUAUUAUGAACCUUUUCUAAUGUUAAUUACUGCUUAUUAAUGCUAAAAAGGGGAUUUAAGAGACGUACCACUGAUUAAUGAGAAGCUUUUAAUGAGAAUAAGUGCAGUCAGUUUAAUAUUCUUAUUUACGAUUGGCCAACGUGUCUAAAUAUUAACAUUUCAGCAGUUAGUAAUGGCAUCAUGGGAUAUCAUAGUCCAAAGGAAACAAUAAAAAUCUGAAAAUCUGUUCUCACCACUGCUUAGAUAAGGGUGAUAUUAUUUUUGAAUCAAUGUGAAAGAAGUAUUCUGAUUUGUCUGUUCUUUAAUUUAUGGGAUUUGCCAAAAACUGAUGUUACUGUUUGUUUUUCCAAUUUUACUUUAGUUCUCAUAUCGACACACAUGUCCCAAAUAUCUGAAUCCUAUUAACAGUGCUUUUUAUAGUCAAUUGUUGAAGGGAAACACGGGUUGACUUCAGGUCUUUGGUGAUUAUUUGAGACAUUUGUACUCGAGUCUGACAAUAAUGAGCAUAAAAACAAAACAUAAUGUAACCAGACUGAUCACAGGGAAGGAAAGAGUCAGUUAUUUUUUAUACCCUCUACUCUCACUCUCAACAUAUAAGCUGUUUAUUUAAAAACCUACACAUAUUGCUGUAUGUAAAUAUUGAUGUAAUACUCCUUUUUUAAAAUAUAAUAAAUAAUAUAAUGUCAGUUUUUCAGUUUUCAUCCUGUGUAAUAAGACUCUUGAAUGGCUACAAACGGUCAUAUCCAGCUGUAGUCUGUUUAUUUCUAAUGUUUUCAACAUAAACUGCAAAAGCUGUUUAUUGUGUUGUUUAUGUUAUCAAACAUAUAAGUCUGAAUACAAGCCAACAAACUCACCUUUUCUGUUUUUUACUGGUUGAUGGACUAAAAUUUUAAAGCUUGUUGUAUGUGUCUUUGCCACAGAAAAGUUUUUGGUAUCUGUCUGACUGUACUGCUGAAAGGUCGGAGAGAUUUUUUUUUAAAUGAAAAGAAUAUAAAUGCGAUUGUAUUUCCUCACAGAUCAUUGUAAUCUGGAUAGAAAGUGCCAAUUAAAAAUAGCUGCCAAAUUGUA
Molecule: messenger RNA, 7912 nt
Organism: Sphaeramia orbicularis (orbiculate cardinalfish)
Lineage: Eukaryota; Metazoa; Chordata; Actinopteri; Kurtiformes; Apogonidae
Gene: ptprb
Product: protein tyrosine phosphatase receptor type b
Exons: 40
Coding region: 370-6393 (2007 amino acids)
Biological process (GO): angiogenesis; peptidyl-tyrosine dephosphorylation involved in inactivation of protein kinase activity
Cellular component (GO): signaling receptor complex
Molecular function (GO): cadherin binding; protein tyrosine phosphatase activity
Source: RefSeq, a predicted model, not a curated record